UGGGAGGACACGCGCGGAGGCAUCACCGCGUCUCUGCUUCCUUUGCACAGAGGCUGGAGCUGCGAGGAGGCCCUGGGAGCAUGCGGAGCCCGGAAUGCGUGGGGAAAAGCUGCCUCGGCUGGCGGUCCGUGCUGCUGCGCGUCCGUAAGAGGCGACAGCCCUUCCGCUCCGCGGGCCGGGCCUAGGGCCUCUCCGCGCCGUGGAGGGAGAUCCGAGGCCGCCCGCGUCUGCUCUCGGCUCCGGAGUCAUGGAGGACAAACGCAACAUCCCCAUCAUCGAGUGGGAGCACCUGGACAAGAGGAAGUUCUACGUGUUCGGCAUCUGCAUGACCAUGAUGAUCCGCGUGAGCGUUUACCCCUUCACGCUCAUCCGGACRCGGCUGCAGGUUCAGAAGGGCAAGAGCCUCUACAACGGCACCUUCGAUGCCUUCGUGAAAAUCCUGCGGACAGAAGGGGCCGCCGGGCUCUACCGCGGCUUCCUGGUCAACACCUUCACGCUCAUCUCCGGCCAGUGCUACGUGACGACGUACGAGCUCACRCGCAAGUACGUGUCGCGCUACAACAACAACAACGCCGUCAAGUCCCUGGUGGCGGGCGGCUCGGCCUCCCUCGUGGCGCAGAGCAUCACGGUGCCCAUCGACGUGGUCUCCCAGCACCUCAUGAUGCAGAGGAAGGGGGAGAGCAUGGGCAGGUUCAAGGUGCAGAGCCACGACGGCAAGCGCCUCCUGGUCUUCGGCCAAACCAAGGACAUCAUAGUGCAGAUCUUCAAGGCCGAUGGCUUCAGAGGCUUCUACAGGGGCUACGUGGCCUCGCUGCUCACCUAUAUCCCCAACAGCGCCGUUUGGUGGCCCUUCUACCACUUCUACGCCGAACAGCUUUCCAGCUUGACUCCUAAGGACUGUCCCCAUCUCCUCCUGCAAGCCAUCUCGGGGCCGCUCGCGGCCGCCACCGCCUCCACGCUCACCAACCCCAUGGACGUGGUCAGGGCUCGCGUGCAGGUGGAAGGCAAGAGCUCCAUCAUCCUCACCUUCAAGCAGCUCCUGGCAGAGGAGGGGCCCUGGGGGCUGACGAAGGGCCUCUCCGCCCGCAUCAUCUCGGCCACCCCCUCCACCAUCGUCAUCGUGGUGGGCUACGAAACCCUGAAGAAGCUCAGCCUGCGCCCGGAGCUCGUGGACUCCCGGCACUGGUAGAGGCAGCCGGCGCCGGAGAAACCUCCUUUGGAGCCUCGUGCGUUGGGACCGUCGCGGUCGGGAGCUCCGGAGAGGGGCCGGAGGCUCCUGCGCGUCCCGCUCGCGCGGAGCAGGUUGCACAGGACGAGGCACCAGCGGGAGCACCAGCCUUCCCCUCCGUCCGUCUGAUCGCAGCACCCCGCUCCGCUGCCGUUUCUGGUUAAAAUCAUCCAAAAUGGGACCUUUGGCAACACUCUUUGCCUGAGACGGUUCCCUCAAGAGCAGCCAGGUGAAUGAAUCCUGGCAGGUUCUUAAUUUUUUUUUUUUUUUAAUUAAAGACUUACCAGUUGGCGCAAACAGACAGUUAAUCCUUUAAAUUAUUUUAACCUUGUUGUGAUGUUUGCCAAACUUGUGAGCAGGGCCAGAGGCUGCAGCAGAGCCCUGGGGUGGGUCCUGUGCCCACUGCAACUGCUGUGCGAAGGCGGCAGAAACACUGUACGCGAGUAAACGUCCCCGUCGUCCGCUCGUGCUUCUAGACGAUGUGAGAAGACAGUAACCCGGAGCCACCUGACACCUUAUUUCCUGCCUUGGAGUAGCUCUGUACAUACCUUUUUUUUUUGUAUAUUCUUGACAAAUGUUUCCUGUGUGUCAUCCGUCAGACAGCAAAGCGGCUGUUAGUCGCGUUUCCAAUCGUGGUUGUGUGUAAUGAGUUGCUGGCCCUUUCGCCGCCCGAGCUGUGUUUUUAA
Molecule: messenger RNA, 1914 nt
Organism: Nothoprocta perdicaria
Lineage: Eukaryota; Metazoa; Chordata; Aves; Tinamiformes; Tinamidae
Gene: SLC25A44
Product: solute carrier family 25 member 44
Exons: 4
Coding region: 248-1189 (313 amino acids)
Biological process (GO): branched-chain amino acid catabolic process
Cellular component (GO): mitochondrion
Molecular function (GO): branched-chain amino acid transmembrane transporter activity
Source: RefSeq, a predicted model, not a curated record